AGGGGCAGUUUCGUCAUAGAGGUAAAAUACGGUAGCACGUGACAAUCUCGUGUUUCUCUUCUCUUCUCCUAAAAAGAAGAAAAAAAAACCCCUCGCCAUCGCCGUGGGCGCCGGCGACACUCCCGGAUCUCCGGUGAGAACCCCGGCGGAUAGAGCGACUCCGGUGAGCCCGAAGCCUCUGGGGUUCGGGGCUCGCGAGGGCCACGGUGGGUGGCGGCAACGGUUGGUGAUUUGGAGGGCGAAUGCGGAGGAUGCGGCCGUCGUCGAUGGUGGCGCCGCCGGACGGGGUGCCGGAGUCGCUGAACAGCGACGGAACCAUCGACUCCAACGAGGACAUGACACAACACACCAUGAUGAUGGUGGAGCUAAGCGAAGUUCUGAAAACUCCUGAUGCAGAGAUGAAUAGGGGUUUCUUUGAUGCACCUCAACAGGAACUGGAGAAGAAGGCAUACUCACAGGAAGGAUGUGUUCAUGUGAAGGAGUUGCAGAGAGCAGGUAAUUAUGCAAAGAAGUCGCACACAGCAGGUGCUGAUGCAAAGAAGUUGCAUCCAUCAGCUGCUAAUGCUAAGGAAUCCCAUGCAGAAGAUAGCCAUAGUCCUUGUGUGCCACCUCAGGGAAAUUCGGAUUGUGAUUUGAUGGAUGAAGAGGAUAUUUUCGUGGAUGAUGAGGUGGUCUCUGUGGAUAUUGGACAGAGGGAUGAAGCCGACCCUCAAGAAGCAGCCUGGAAAAAUCAAAGUGAGGAACUCAAGGUGGAGCCUAUUUUGUAUGCUGACACUGCUGCUGCACAAACUCCAGUUGACGGUAACACAGAUUUUAAACUCAACAUUGUGUAUGACAAGGAAAAUCCAAGAAUCAAGGUAAAUGAAUAUUUCCCUACCAUGGAGGACUUCAGGAUGGCACUGAGACUGUAUGGAAUAAACAAGGGGUUUCAGGUGCACAAAGUGAAGACUGAUAAGACUAGGUAUAGAGCUGAGUGCAAGGCAACAGGCUGUCCCUGGAGAAUUGUGGCUCGCAAAUUGCGGGGCCUACCAGCUGUUGUGAUUACCAUGAUGCCUGCAGAGCAUAAUUGUAUGUCUUCUAGUAACCUUGUUACCUCAAUGGCAUCUCAAAAAUGGGUUGCACAGAGGGUUGUUGGUUGGUUGAGGGAGAAUCCAGAUCUUGGAGCAAAAGAGUUGCAAGGCAAACUGCAGGAGGUCUAUAAUAUUGAGGUUGGCUAUGCCACAGUAUGGGCUGGAAGGCAGAAAGCGCUGAACAAGGUUUUUCAGUCUUGGGAAGACAAUUUUCAGAUAUUGUACAAUUUCAGGGCUGCACUUCUUUCCAGGUCUCCAGGUUCAGUAGUGGAUAUUUCCACCAAGACGUGUGGAGCUGAUGUGCACUUCGACAAACUUUUCUUUGCUUUGCAGCCAUGCAUAGAUGGCUUCAAAAAUGGCUGUAGACCUGAAAUUGCUCUUGAAUUCACGGACUUGGAUGGUAUGUACUCGGGGAAAUUAGCAUGUGCUUGUGCCCUUGAUGGUCACAAUUGGAUGUACCCUGUUGCAUGGGCCAUUUUCGACUCCGAUUCAAAUGCUAACUUGACUUGGUUUAUGGAACAAUUGAAGAAGGCUAUUGGCCAUCUACCAGGAUUAGCUAUUUCCACAGAUGAAGGCAUGGGCUUUCAUGAUAAGAAUCUAGCUGAAAGUUACGAUGAAUGGACUAUGAACAUAAAGGACAUGCCUUUGGUUGACAUUGUUGAUAGGUUGAGGCAGAUGACAAUGGAGGUGUGGUACACGAGAAGUCAUGGGAGCAAGCUCUCUGGCAAUAUUCUCCCUGCAGUUAUUCAACAACUUAAUGCAGAAACAGCAAGUUUGAGAAACAUCAAGGUCUGUAGGUGUGGGUUGCAGACUGGUGAAGUUUCAGGCAACUCUCAGGACAUGAUGCCGUGGAGGCACGUGGUGGACUUGAACGAGCACACCUGCAGCUGUGGAGAGUGGCAACUAACCUGGAAGCCCUGCCUUCAUGCUCUGGCUUGGAUUACUACAGAGACAGAUGCAGACAUCGAAUCCUUUGUCCAUGACUACUAUUCUGUAGAGAGAUUUAGGGCCGCAUAUAGUGGUAUGGUUCCACCCAUGCCAGACAAGUCACAGUGGCCUCAAGUGGACCCUGGUUUCAAGCUGUUGGCACCGUUGUCGAAACAAGGAGCCGGGAAGAGGAAAUACACGAAGGCAAACCAGGAACCAGGUGCUAGUGAGCAGCAUCAGUUGGAGCAAUAUGGAGAAGUUGAACAUUGCGAGAAGGGCUGCACACUGCAUUGCCCAAAGAAGAGAAAGAGAUGUCAAGCUGAAGAGAGCUGGAAGGCUGAGGAUGACGCUAGCUGGGAUGGUGCUAGCUGAAACAAUACCUCCAAGCGCCAUCCAUUGCCAAGGGAUGGUAGAUUGACGGGAGGUGAAGAUGCUGGGGUACCUCAGCUACCACAGCACCUAUUUCGUACUGUUCAGUGAAGGAGAUUUUAGGAUUUAGUUGCCAACUUGCCAUGUCAUCAUCGAGCUCAGUUACCGUUGGAAGAACUUCCUCUGUAGCUGGCUGUGUAUGUAUGCAUGGUUGACUAGAAUGAAGCUUGGAUGAAACUAAGCAGAGGUCCGAAAUGUCUGAUGUUAAAGAAUCAGCAAAGUAGGUUUUAGGAUUUAGUCGUCAUCGAGCUUACUGUCGAGCUGAACUUCAUCUGUAGUUGGCUGUGUGGGUACGCAUGGUUGAACUAAGUUUCUUUGAAAGAAACUACGGCAAACCCUGGGGUUGCCUGAACUUUAUUAAUACCGAGACAGAUAAUUACAAA
Messenger RNA from Panicum virgatum (switchgrass), 2809 nucleotides. RefSeq lists its product as uncharacterized. The transcript has 6 exons. The coding region runs from base 243 to 2369 and encodes 708 amino acids. Gene Ontology annotation, molecular function: zinc ion binding. The record is from RefSeq and is a predicted model, not a curated record. Lineage: Eukaryota; Viridiplantae; Streptophyta; Magnoliopsida; Poales; Poaceae.